Messenger RNA from Acanthosepion pharaonis, 570 nucleotides. The record is from the annotation of a GenBank genome assembly. NCBI's taxonomy places the organism in Eukaryota, Metazoa, Mollusca, Cephalopoda, Sepiida, Sepiidae.
AUGAAAAAAGACAUAAACAAAUCUUUUUCUGAAGGCGACACAGAUUUAUGCUCUCUUCAUGAUCUAUCUAUCCAUCUAUCUAUCUAUCUAUCUAUCUAUCUAUCUAUCUAUCUAUCUAUCAUUACUAAUUUCUUCCUGAUCUAUCUAUCUAUCUAUCUAUCUAUCUAUCUAUCUAUCUAUCUAUCUAUCUAUCUAUCUAUCAUUACUAGUCUCUUCAUGAUCUAUCUCUCUUCUAUCAUUUUAAAUCUAUCUAUCUAUCUAUCUAUCUAUCUAUCUAUCUCAUUCUCAUUAUCCAUCCCUCUCUCGCUAUCUUCUCUUGCAUUCUGUCAUUAUCUCUCUCUCUCUCUCUAUCUAUCUAUCUAUCUAUCUAUCUAUCUAUCUAUCUAUCUAUCUAUCUAUCUAUCUAUCUAUCUAUCUCACUCUCUCUCUCUAUCUAUCUAUCUAUCUAUCUAUCUAUCUAUCUCUCUCUCUCUCUCUCUAUAUAUAUAUAUAUAUAUAUAUAUAUAUAUAUAUAUAUAUAUAUAUAUAUCCAUCCAUCCAUCUAUCCGAUGGCUCAGAAUCUCCGACUGA